UGAGGACUCAGAUACGUUCAGAUGGAUUUUUCGCCAGUGGCUUUGUUGCAUGGGGAAUAAAGCCCCGGUCGGUAUCCUUACAGACCAAGCUGCUGCGAUGCGUAAGCCGUUGGAAGAAAUUAUGCCGAACACUAUACACAGGCGGUGCAUCUGGCAUAUUAUGUCGAAAUUUGGUGACAAGCUUGGCAAAUUCCCGAAGUACAAUGAGUUUAAAAAUAAGCUGAAUAUUGUGAUAUAUGAAAGCUUCACCGUGGAAGAGUUUGAGGAGAAUUGGGUUGCAUUGAUUAAGUACUACAAGCUGGAAAAUAAUGAGUGGUUGACUUAUAUGUUCAAAGAGAGACACAUGUGGGUUCCGGCCUUCAUGAAAGAUUACUUUUGGGCCGGUAUGAAAACUACUCAAAGAGUGGAGAACAUCAACAGUUUUUUUAAUUUGACGGCUUUGUUAAUCGGAAAACCAAGUUACAUGAAACUGAUGCGGAUGACAACUGCUCAAAGUAUGUUCGCAGGCUGGUGAGUGGGUUCAAGCUGGAGGAGCUGUUUCAACAGAUUUACACUGACACAAAAUUACAAGAAAUACAGGCUGAGCUUUCAAGACUCCUGUACUGCUAUUGUCGUGAUGAGAAAAUGUUGUCCAACACAGUUGUUCAGUAUCUGGUUGAAGAUAGAGUAUGGAUUGUUCCACAAGGAUACAGGGAGGAGAAAAUAACUGAUCGCCGACGGUUCUACCGUGUCACGUUUGACUGUGUGACCAAAGAAGUGUCAUGCGAUUGCAGAAAUUUGAAACAUUUGGGAUUUUGUGCAAACAUAUGUUCCGGAUAUUUGAUCAGAACUUGGUUUUUGAUAUACCUGAGAAAUAUAUACUUACGAGGUGGCGGAAGGAUGUAAAUCGGAGGCAUACAAGGGUUAAAGUCCCUUACCAUGAUCCCUCUCACUCGGCACAAGUCAAGAGAUCCUAUAAAAUGCUAACCACUUUUGAGCCUAUAUCUGAUAUUGCUGCCUGUAUUGACGAUGAAGCCGUUCACCAUGUGCUGACUUCUCUAAAAAAGCUGCAGGGUGAAGUAGCAGCGUUGAAGCAGAAGAAAGAUCUUCUCAACAAAGCUGAAGAAGUUACUCACUUUCCUGCUGAUGGCUCUCAAGUAGAGCAACAGUCAUGUUGUGUGGGGUCAACAGUUGCUUCAGUACAAAAACAAGACAACAACCCCCCUUACUCUAAUGACACUCCUGCAGCUGGCCAAGAACAUGUUACAAACCUCUCUGUUGAUGCUGAUAACAUUCAUUGGUCUCAACAACAUGCACCACCACCUAUUGCCCCAAAGAAAUCGAUUAUUCUUGACCCAGUUGUACAGAUUAAGCGUAGAGGGCGACCAAAAGGUAGCAGGAACAAAACCCUUGCAGAAAUGGGCUACAAAAAGGCACAGCCAAAGGAGAAACAACCCGAUCAUUCUGCUCAAUUUAUUCUUCAAACCUACUACCCAUCGUCUUUUAAUGGGAAUAUAAUGGAAAAAAAGGAAACGUUGGCUGGAAGAACAUGGUGUGGAAGAGAACAUGGAGCUGAAUCUUAA
Molecule: messenger RNA, 1562 nt
Organism: Chenopodium quinoa (quinoa)
Lineage: Eukaryota; Viridiplantae; Streptophyta; Magnoliopsida; Caryophyllales; Amaranthaceae
Exons: 4
Coding region: 762-1562 (266 amino acids)
Source: RefSeq, a predicted model, not a curated record